Molecule: messenger RNA, 1113 nt
Organism: Schistosoma curassoni
Lineage: Eukaryota; Metazoa; Platyhelminthes; Trematoda; Strigeidida; Schistosomatidae
Source: the annotation of a GenBank genome assembly
AUGGCGCCUAAACUGGUUUCUUGGCCUUUACCAAGUUGCCAAUUGGUCGAUUCAUGCUACUACUUUAAGCCAAGAAACAACUUAUAUUCACCAAUGGUCACAUUCUUCGGCAAACUAAGUUGUAAAUUUCAUACCUCUGUUAAUUUUCGUGGAGGAAUUCGUCAGUCAUCUGAGCUACUAUAUGGAAUUCAUCCUGUCUUGUGUGCUCUUACGUUUCGUCAUCGCGAUAUUUACCGGCUAUACGUCAAAGACGUAUUGAGCAACUGCAAAGAUCCCGACAAUCUCGUAGAGAUAUCAGCAUCUCAAAUAACCGAGAAAGCACUCAAAUAUGGCAUACCAGUAACUCGAGUACCAGUCGAAAAGCUCAAAGAACUAAGUAAUUCAAGAGCCCAUCAGGGUGUAAUACUUGAAGUUUCUCCUAUCACCAUACAAUCUAUUUCAGACUCGUCGAUUAAAAAUUUGUUAUUUUCUUGGAAUAAUUUAUCAGGCUGUUUACCAUACGCGAAAAAGUAUCAUAGACCUACUGUUCUACUUCUGGAUCAUAUGAUGGAUAUCAUGAAUUUUGGGAACAUAUUGCGUUCAGCGGCAUUCUUUGGUAUAUCUGCGGUCAUACUAUCUACUUCUCCGUGUGUCAGCCCAUCACCUCUAAUAAGCAAAAUUAGUGUUGGCGCAAUGGAAAGUAUCUUAUUUUAUAGGUUAACUGAUACAGUAAUGGAUAUGAAAUCCUUAUCAAAUGCUGGGUUUUUGAUAGUUGGUACUUGCGGGGAAAGUCAACUUCCAUCAACUAAAGCUUCCAAAUCUACAAAUUUUCUGAAACCCGAUGAGGUGGGCGCUAAUGAUGACAAUAACACUGGAGUUUACCCUAGACCUCUGGUUUUAGCCCUGGGAAGUGAAUCACGGGGUCUCAGCGAAAAUAUUCUAAGUGCUUGCGAUUUAUUACUACGUAUACCAGGCUUUGGAGAUUCAACCAAAUUAAAUCAAUGUCUAUCACAAAGUAUUACAUCAUCUUUAAAUGUAUCCGUUGCUGCUGGUAUUUUAUUAUAUCAGUUAACUAUGUUUCGGCAUGGACACGAAGCUGUUGACAAAUCCUCUUUUAUUUCCCAUACUGAAUAA